Messenger RNA from Phacochoerus africanus (Common warthog), 3047 nucleotides. RefSeq names its product zinc finger protein OZF-like. The coding region runs from base 139 to 1497 and encodes 452 amino acids. The transcript is spliced from 5 exons. Lineage: Eukaryota; Metazoa; Chordata; Mammalia; Artiodactyla; Suidae. The record is from RefSeq and is a predicted model, not a curated record. Gene Ontology annotation, biological process: regulation of transcription by RNA polymerase II. Gene Ontology annotation, molecular function: DNA-binding transcription factor activity, RNA polymerase II-specific; RNA polymerase II cis-regulatory region sequence-specific DNA binding.
CUCGCGUCCUCUGGAGCCGAAGAGGGCGGGCUGCGCAGGCGCAUAGAGUACGUCGCCGCCGAUUUCUGGAGAGACGGAAGCGUUUGGGGUUACCUGCUCUGACUUCUCUGGAUUCUGCCCUUUUCCAGACAAAAAGGAAUGGCUGCUUCAGCCCUGUCGGAGCGUGAAGUUCCUUCCUUUUCCUCAGCUCUGUAUUCACAGGACGUCAUUCCUCGAGAGAAAGACCCCAUGAAGGGGAGCAUGACCACUGGACCUCUAGAUGGCACCGCACGGCAAUCAGUGACAUUCCAAGAUGUGGCCAUCAGCUUCUCCCAAGAAGAGUGGGCAUUCCUGGUCCCCAGUCAGAGAGAACUGUACACCGCUGUGAUGUCGGAGACUUACCAGAACCUGGUCUGGGUGGGAAGCCAGUCAAUACAAGAGAGCAAGGAAUCGUCUUUAAGUAAGAGCAUAAAAGAAGAAACAUACCAACAUGAAAUAGUGAUGGAAAAAACAAGCAGUGUGUUUAAAAAAUAUAAAAAAGUUUCCCAUGCCAGGACUGUCAUUCAGCCCAAAACUCUCAAGGAGGAGAAAUGCUGCCAGUGCCUUGAGUGUGGGAAAUCCUUCAGUCGCCGCUCAACUCUGGUCCAGCAUCAGAGGAUCCACACAGGAGAGAGACCCUAUCAGUGUGGUGAGUGUAGCAAAGCCUUCAACCAGAAGGCCCACCUCACCCAGCACCAGCGCGUCCACACGGGUGAGAAGCCCUACAAAUGUGGACAGUGCCGGCGGGCCUUCAGCCAGAUGACCAACCUCCAUCAGCAUCAGAGCAUCCACACUGGAGUGAAGGUCCAUGGGUGCAGCGAGUGUGGGAAGGCCUUCAGCCGCCCCUCAACCCUUGCUGAUCACCAGCGAAUCCACAGAGGAGAGAAGCCCUUCAAAUGCAAGGCCUGUGGCAGAGCGUUCACCCAGAGCGCUCAGCUUAUCAGGCACCAGAAGAUUCAUUCCGCAGACAAGCCCUAUGGAUGCAGCAAGUGUACCAAGUCCUUCAUCCGUCUCUCUUCCCUGAUCGAGCAUCACAGAACUCACACAGGAGAGAAACCCUAUCAGUGUGAGGAGUGCGAGAAGGCCUUCUGCCGCCUCGUGCAGCUCAUUCAGCACCGGAGAAUCCAUACUGGUGAGAAGCCCUACAUGUGUAAGGAGUGUGGGAGAGCCUUUACCUGUAGAUCCCAUUUCGUUGUUCACCAGAGGAGUCACACGGGAGAGAGACCCUAUGCAUGUCCCGUGUGUGGGAAAACCUUCAGUAGCCACUCUUCCCUUGUUACGCAUGACAGGACUCACAGUGGUGUGAAGCCAUUCGGGUGUCAUGUGUGUGGGAAGGCCUUUAACACGUCCUCCUCACUCUGCCAGCAUAAGAGAAUUCAUACUGGGGAAAAGCCCUUCAGUUGCCAUAAAUGUGGGAGACCCUUCAGGUGCAGGUCACACCUUACUCGACAUCAGCGAAUUCAUGCAGGAGAAUAUUGACAACAGCCCACUGGACUUGAAAAUGUUACAAUUCCAAUUAUUUAACGAUCAGUCAAGAUCUUGGUAACAAGCACCCUUGGUUGACUCUGACUCUCUUAGAAAAGCAGCUCAUUCUUAAGGUCUUGAGAGCUCAUUGAGUGGAUGGGAGGGAUGGCAGUGAACCCAUUUUUGGAAACAGGAAGAAGCAAAACAAACUGUGUUUAAGAGCAGAACAUGAAGGAGUUCCCUUGUGGCUCAGUGGAUUGGAUUAAGGACCUGAAGUCAUCAUUGCUGCAGCUCAGGUCACUGUUGUGAUACAGCUUUGAUCCCUGGCCCAGGAUCUUCUGCAUGCUGCAGGCAUGGCCAAAAUAAGUAAAUAAACAAAUAAAAAUACCAAAAAAGGUAACAACAAGAAAAAUAUAUACCUAUGUAUAUUGGAUUAUAAAGGAAGAGAUAAACCUGCUUUUCUUCAUCUCGGUAAAGCAUUUUAUAAGGUAGUAUCAUCAGUUUGAGUCCUACCAUGAACAUCCUCUUCAGUUUUGUGACCAAUGCCUACUGUCACGUUUUACUACACCUAUGCCCUUUUUCUUUUCUCUUUUUCACACAGCCCAUCAGCUUCGAGUAAUGUACUGCGUAAUAAUGUGGGUUCAAUCCCUGGCCUUUUAACUUCUACAUGCUGGAGGGCACAGCCAAAAAAACAAAGGCGAGAGAGAGCAGAAACCACUGUCCUGCGAUAUAGAGAGCUCUGGUCUUCUGCUCCUACAUGUCCCACACAGCUGCCAUCACUAACAAACUGGCCCUCAGUCUCUGUCACCUCACUCCCAAUGCCCUGAAGCCAAGUUUCCAGUGUGGGCAUCCUGACAGCUGAAGACAAGGCCAAGAGAUCUCUCUUGAGUUUUGCUUCUGUCCUGGUGGGAGAGAAACCAUAUGCUACAAAGUUCAAACACGACAGGGAACUCUCCUCAAAUGGGAGGGCCUUGGACAUUGUACAUCAUGAAAAAACAAGCAGCUAUGACUUAAUGCUUUGUAUCCUAAAAAUGGCCCCCAGAUAUGGUCCCAUAUUUAGCUUUGAGUUACCUGACCAGUGUUCUUUCCUGAAUUUUCUUCCACACUUCCCACAGCUGCUAUAUUUUAAAGAUUUCAUCACUGUGUCUGUUGCCUUUGAACAGGAAUAGAGAGACUGACACAAAGGAAUAGCACCAGAUGGAUGGAAGGGGUUUCAUAGAUGUUAGGGGAUGUUCCUAAACUGAGCACACAGGAUUUUUUUUCUUGAAUUCCUAUUAAACUCGGAUAUAAGAGCAUUUUUUAAAAUGCAUGCACCAGUUUAGAGCAAAAAAUAAUAAUAAGCUCACCAGUCAAGCUAAGAUGGAGAUUAUUCCAGCACUUUAGAAUCCAGGGAGUGUCCUUGAAACACUAUUUCUCUCAUACCUCAGUACCUCGGGUUAUCAGUUCUUUAGCUUUUCACUAUUGUUUUAUCACCUGUGGAUGUAAACCUAAAUGGGAUGUCUAUUUUUUUCUUGGUUUUGAACCUGAAAUAAAGGGAAUCACACCAAACCCUUUGGCAACUUUCA